Messenger RNA from Fonsecaea pedrosoi CBS 271.37, 774 nucleotides. RefSeq names its product TATA-box-binding protein. The transcript has 4 exons. NCBI's taxonomy places the organism in Eukaryota, Fungi, Ascomycota, Eurotiomycetes, Chaetothyriales, Herpotrichiellaceae. Gene Ontology annotation, biological process: DNA-templated transcription initiation. The record is from RefSeq and is a predicted model, not a curated record. The coding region runs from base 1 to 774 and encodes 257 amino acids. Gene Ontology annotation, molecular function: DNA binding; RNA polymerase II general transcription initiation factor activity.
AUGGAGUCUCUUACCACUCACCCGUCCACGGCGCAACAGGCCAAAGCCUUCACCUCUCCCGCGUCCUUGUCGUUUCCUGGUGGCGCUGGGGAUUUGACACCGCCCUCCUCUGAGAAAGAUGGACAAAACCUCAAUGGUGGCUCAUACGCAGAUGGGAAGAUCAACGGUCAGCAGGGAGGAAACGCCAUUCAGGCUCCACAAACUCCCGGCGCAACGCCUGGUGCUGGUGUGAGUGGUAUUGUGCCCACUUUGCAAAACAUCGUUGCUACGGUCAAUUUGGACUGCCGUCUUGACCUCAAGACUAUCGCACUCCAUGCUCGCAACGCCGAGUACAAUCCCAAGCGUUUUGCCGCUGUGAUCAUGCGUAUCCGUGACCCGAAAACCACGGCCUUGAUCUUCGCAUCUGGCAAGAUGGUCGUCACUGGCGCCAAGUCGGAAGAUGACUCGAAACUUGCGAGCCGCAAGUACGCUCGGAUCAUCCAGAAACUGGGCUUCAAUGCCAAGUUCACCGACUUCAAAAUCCAGAACAUUGUCGGUUCAUGCGACAUCAAGUUCCCCAUUCGACUAGAAGGUCUUGCCUCCAAGCAUCACCCCUUCAGCUCGUAUGAACCGGAAUUGUUCCCUGGUCUCAUCUACCGCAUGAUCAAGCCUAAGAUCGUCUUGUUGAUCUUCGUCAGCGGCAAGAUUGUGCUCACGGGGGCUAAGGUCCGUGAGGAGAUCUAUCAAGCCUUUGAACAAAUCUACCCUACACUAUCAGACUUCCGCAAAGUCUAG